AUGAUCAGCAAUAUUGGGACGUCAUCAUCAAAGAAACUGUCGACAAUUUACGAGAGAAAUAAGUCAGCAACAGUUAACACUGUAUCGGAAAGCCCGAAAGAGCAGGUACAGCGGGUAGACGUAAGUCGAUUUAGCAGAUGGAAGACGAAAGUCGGUUUAGCAGGUUGCUUACCUAAAGCAAUUCGUUUUAUAAAAAAUAUUCGUAGCAAACAAAGAAACUCCACGGAUUGGGAGGAUUACAAGAAAUCUGAAUUACUUUUACUGCAACAAGCACAAACAAAAAGUAUCAGUGACGAAGAGAAAUGGAAAUGGGAACUUGGCAGAGAUGAAAAUCAAAUUUGGAGGUGCAAUGGACGAGCCUUGCAAACCCAACUACCGCGCGAAACUAGAUGUCCGAUUCAUCUGCAGCGAACAAAUUAUAUAACGAAACUUAUCAUUCAAUAUUAACA
Messenger RNA from Gongylonema pulchrum, 449 nucleotides. Lineage: Eukaryota; Metazoa; Nematoda; Chromadorea; Rhabditida; Gongylonematidae. The record is from the annotation of a GenBank genome assembly.